AUGGCGGACAGCGCCAGCGAGAGCGACACGGACGGCGCCGGCGGCAGCGGGGGCGGCGGGAGCGGCGUGGCGGGGCCGCUGGCGGCGGGCGGCCCGGCGGCGGGGCCGGGUGGCGGCGGCGGCGGCGGAGGAGGCGUUGGCGGCGGCGGUUCGGGGGGCGCGGGCGGCGGCAAGGCAGGCGGCAUCGUGAUCUCGCCGUUCCGGCUGGAGGAGCUGACGAACCGGCUGGCCUCGCUGCAGCAGGAGAACAAGGUGCUGAAGAUCGAGCUGGAGACCUACAAGCUCAAGUGCAAGGCGCUGCAGGAGGAGAACCGCGACCUGCGCAAGGCCAGCGUCACCAUCCAAGCAAGGGCAGAGCAGGAAGAGGAAUUCAUCAGUAAUACUCUGUUUAAGAAGAUUCAAGCUCUGCAGAAAGAAAAAGAAACACUUGCAGUAAACUAUGAAAAGGAAGAGGAAUUUCUCACUAAUGAGCUCUCAAGAAAGCUGAUGCAGCUACAGCAUGAGAAGGCUGAACUGGAGCAGCAUCUAGAACAGGAACAGGAAUUUCAAGUGAACAAACUGAUGAAGAAGAUUAAAAAACUGGAAAAUGAUACAAUUUCGAAGCAGCUCACCCUGGAGCAGCUAAGACGUGAGAAGAUUGACCUUGAAAAUACCUUGGAACAAGAACAAGAAGCACUAGUGAAUCGUCUCUGGAAGAGGAUGGAUAAGCUUGAAGCAGAAAAACGAAUUUUGCAGGAGAAAUUAGACCAGCCAGUAUCUGCUCCGCCGUCACCCAGAGACAUAUCAAUGGAGAUAGAUUCCCCUGAAAAUAUGAUGAGACACAUCAGGUUUUUAAAGAAUGAAGUGGAGAGGUUAAAGAAACAACUGAGGGCUGCACAGUUACAGCAUUCAGAGAAGAUGGCACAAUAUUUAGAAGAGGAGCGACAUAUGAGAGAAGAAAACUUGAGGCUUCAAAGAAAAUUACAGAGGGAAAUGGAACGUAGGGAAGCGCUCUGCAGGCAACUGUCAGAAAGUGAAUCCAGCUUAGAAAUGGACGAUGAAAGAUAUUUUAAUGAGAUGUCUGCACAAGGAUUAAGACCUCGCACUGUGUCCAGUCCUAUCCCUUAUACACCCUCACCAAGUUCUAGCAGACCUAUAUCACCUGGUCUGUCAUAUGCAAGUCACACAGUUGGUUUCACACCACCAACUUCACUGACUAGAGCUGGAAUGUCUUACUACAAUUCCCCAGGCCUUCAUGUGCAACAUAUGGGACCAUCCCAUGGUAUUACAAGGCCUUCACCACGAAGAAGUAACAGCCCCGACAAAUUUAAACGUCCCACUCCUCCUCCUUCUCCAAACACGCAGACCCCAGUGCAGCCACCUCCGCCACCACCUCCACCACCUGUGCAACCUACGGUCCAAUCCGCAGCAUCGCAGUCAGCCACUUUUCAACAUUCAGUGCAUCCCUCCUCUCAGCCUUAGUGCAUGUGCUCAGCAGUCUGUAUGUCAGAAUUGGACUCAUAACAUGGAGCAGUUUACUAAAAGCCAAAGGCUUACUUGGCGUAUUUGGAUUUGACUUAUUUGCACUGAGGUUAUAUAGGCUUCACUGUUAAUUGUGUUGUAAACGUUUGUAUAAAAUGCAGCCAGUGUUGUGGGUCUACAACACUAACUUAACAAGGUUUUCCAUCAGUGUUUACUUGAACUACAUGUAUGUCCAUUCUCUGGCUGGAACAUUUGUUACUCUGUUUGGUAAUACGGCAUUAUGUCGUUUUGCUUGGCUCCAAAGCUUCAUUUUCCUGGCUUCUAAGUUUGUAAAAUUAAAGGGAUACCUUUUUAUAUUUUUUCAUGAGAAUUUGCAUAAAAUUUAAGGCAUGAUGGGCUAUCUGAUGAGUUCUGAAAUAUUACAGUGUUUACCAAGCUUGUGGAAAAUUAGCACUACGUUUCAGUCAUUUGAAAUAACAGCUUCUAGUGCAAAAGUGAGUCAGACACCCUAAUCAGUGCCCAAGACACAUACUGUAUUGUAUUACCUAGUAAAUAAGCUUAAUUCAGCACACAGGACACAUCCAUACUUCUCCUGUUUAAAAACACCUCAAACGUAUGGUACAGUCUGAAUCUUUAAGUGAGGGAACUGACUUGCUGGAGUAUAUGGAAUGUAUAAUUUGUGGACCUUAAGGUUUGAUUAUUUCACUUGACAUUUACAUUAACCUGUAAGCUGUCCAUACUGUGUAAUCUGUCACAAGUAACUUCUCUAAGUGUGGUCCUGCCCACAGGUUACUGAUAGCUGAUUGAAGUGUGCUCUUUGAUUUUUUGCUGCAGAAGGCAACGUGAUUGUAGAGAACAGCUGAUUAUUUUUUUCCUUGUUAAAAUAUAUUAAUUGUGAUUCCCCUAAAACAAAGUUUGAACAAGUAUUCUAAAUGUUCAAGUCUGUUAGAUAAUAAGAUAUAAAAUGAGCAUAUAGGAAUAUACUGGCAUAACAGCCAAAAAUGUUGUAUUGCUUGGUAGAAACAGAGUACAAAGAAAGUAGCACAACAUGGCACUAAUGAAUGCUUAUUUAGCAGCCUAAGCCGGUACAAUGUAUAAAGAAAUGUAUUCCGAAUACAUUCUUUCCAUUCAUCUAGCACAAAUAAAUUGUUUGGUUUCACUUUGCAGUGGAACGAAGUGUCACUUCUUGAUAUUGACAUCUUGCUCAGUUUUAUUUUUCCUGAGGUUCCUGUUGAGUACUGAGGUUUAUAUACUGUUGAUGAUUUUAAGUGGUUUACCUCAUAGAUACGGAUAUAUGGGCCAUGGAAAAUGACAAGAGAAUGUUUAUUUUAUGAGAAUAUGUAUCUGGCUAUAAUCAGAGCAGAACAUGAGUAAUUUAUCUUUUGUUUACAAAAGUUUGUUUGACAUGCCUAAUGCUUUAUUAAGGACACUUUUAAGAAGGAGGUAGAGCGUUCUGGUAGUAUACUAACAUUCGUACAUAAAGUUUCAUGUUUGCCGCUCAACUAUUCAGGAAUUGCAGACUGAAUAUAAAAUCAGUGCUCUAAAUCAAAAUAGUAAGUUAAAAUAAUGUUGUAAAAGGUUCAGCUUAAGGCAAAACUAGAAGUUCUUCAUUAUAUCUAUGUAGUUUCAGCUCUGAGAGAAUUUAGAGAAAUGCAUAUAUAGUCUAUUACACUUGGUAAACCAAUACGGGAUCAAGUGCAUUAUCCAAUUACAUUAGUUAUGGUAGUAGUGACUCUCUGAUAAAGUGAUGCUCAAGAUUUUGGCAGACAUACAAUUUGACCAGUGCUUCCAUCUGAAAAUAAUUGACCACAGCUGAUGCUCACUUUUCCAUAGAGGAAACUCAGCUGUGAGCAUUGUUAUUAAACACAGCUCCUGAAUCCGUGGUGGGUUUGCAUGUGAGAAAACUACAGGCAGUCAGAGGUGGGACUAAGGUCAAAAUAGGAUUGGUUGUUUAGUUGAACACUUUUCCUUUUGUAAACAGAAGAAAAAGGAAAAAUAUAUAUUCUUUUAUAAGCAGGAUUCCAGAUCAAGUAUGCCACUAUUUAAGAUGGUGCCCUCCUUUCUGAAGUGCUUUGAGAUUUUGGACAUGAGGUUCUAUAGAGUGCGAGCUCAUAGUAGUAUAAAUGCGGGGGGGAGGGGAAAAGCCUUUGACAGUGUUGUCUUAAGACCUUGAAAUAGAAAUUUGCCAAGAAUAAAUUACAUUUGAAGCAUAUUCCAAAAGGAAAUUUGUGUAACCCAAGUUCAGCUGCUGUUAUGAAGUGUCUUAGUGAUCUCUCCUUACUGUUGCAGUGGGACCGUUACCAGAUGAAAGUAAAGAACUGACAAAUGUAUGCUAAAUCCUGAAAAUGUAACAAGGCACUAAAUUGGCCUUACCUGAGAACAUCGGACAAACAUUUGCUUGCAAUCAGAAGUGUUAAACUCCAUUUGUAGUCUUUUUGAAGACGAUAAGGAAUUGUGCACAACCAUCUCCUAAUAAAUGUAAAUGGAUUU
Molecule: messenger RNA, 3951 nt
Organism: Cygnus olor (mute swan)
Lineage: Eukaryota; Metazoa; Chordata; Aves; Anseriformes; Anatidae
Gene: CCDC6
Product: coiled-coil domain containing 6
Exons: 9
Coding region: 1-1461 (486 amino acids)
Source: RefSeq, a predicted model, not a curated record